Glycine soja is the source of this 1212-nucleotide messenger RNA. RefSeq names its product 50S ribosomal protein L7/L12-like. The transcript has 2 exons. The coding region runs from base 218 to 796 and encodes 192 amino acids. Lineage: Eukaryota; Viridiplantae; Streptophyta; Magnoliopsida; Fabales; Fabaceae. Gene Ontology annotation, biological process: translation. Gene Ontology annotation, molecular function: structural constituent of ribosome. Gene Ontology annotation, cellular component: ribosome. The record is from RefSeq and is a predicted model, not a curated record.
GUUGCAAGCCCACAUCCACAAUCUGGUUCGUUCACUCGCAGCACCACAAUCCCUAAUUCCACAUUUUCCCUUCGUUCACCAUUUCACCUCACCAGUUAGCGAAAAUUUCAAGUCCAACGACACUCACUUCGUGCAGGGGUGGUGCUACUAGUUUGUUGAAAGAGCAUCUUUUUUCAACCUCUUGAUUUCAUGAGUCACUAUUUUGAUUGAACAAGAGAUGAGAUUUAUGCCCCUUUCCAGAUUAAUUUUCCGUCUCCCUCGUCAUUAUACACAUGGGCCUUUGCAAUCUCGUGCCUUACAGACUGAUUCUGUUCUUAAAGAUCCUCAGGCUAAGCCAAUAAAGUACAAAAUUCCUCAAUUCUAUGAUCCCUAUGGCCCCAGACCUCCACCCUCAGAAAAAAUCGUUCAGCUUGCAGAACAAAUUGAAGCACUAUCAGAAGAAGAACGUGGUCAAAUUAUGCCCACUUUGUCAGAAAGAUUAAAGCUUCCAAAGUUGCAGCCAAUUUCCACAGAUGGCAUGGACAUGGGUACAGAAGGUGGUGGUGCUGCUGGACUGAAGGUUGAGGAGAAAAAGGCAGAGAAAACAGCUUUUGAUGUGAAGUUGGAGAAAUUUGAUGCUGCUGCAAAGAUCAAGGUGAUUAAGGAGGUAAGAGCAUUUACCAACCUAGGAUUGAAAGAGGCCAAAGAUCUUGUUGAAAAGGUUCCAGUUGUGCUAAAACAAGGAGUCACAAAAGAGGAGGCAAAUGAAAUAAUAGAAAAAAUAAAAGCUGCUGGAGGAGUUGCAGUCAUGGAGUAGAAUUUUGAUUGUUGGUUGAGAUCACAAUUCUUCAUUUCCAAUAUGUUUUUAAGUUGCCAUACGCGUGGUGAAUGACUGUUGGAAGAAAAUUAUAAAGGCACGAAGCAGAUUUAAGGGUUAAUAACCAAUUGUUGAAUAAUCUAUUUGAAUCAAUUUUUUCUUAGUUGAGUUUUCUGGUUAAUUACUGUAUCACUUAGAACUGCUGUGUUGGUUUGACAUUUGUAACACUCGUUUUGCCUAUCCUCUGCUCAAAUAUUUUCUUCCAGAGUGAAAUAUUUCUGGGAUCAUAGGGAAAAUUACUUUAUGGAAUUUCUUUUAGUUAUUUGAGAUUCCUGUGCUUGAUAUACUAAACUUGGUGGUCUUCUUUGGACUGGUGCCUGGUGGACCUCUUAUGAAGUAUUGUGCCUCCUUUUAUA